GGCUGGUGGCUGGUGGGGCUUCACGUGCCCCUCGCGCUAUGCUGCCGCCCACUACAUGUUGGCGACGAAGAAGAACAUCGAUGCGAGGAGACAAGACGUGGUGUAUAGGGUAGUGAAUCUGAGUCGACCGAUCAAACAGCAUUCAACAUGGCACCUUCCUCAACGCUGGUCAACAAGAUCAAGGUGCAGCUCAAGCUGUCCGUCUCGCGCCUACGAAUGGUGCAGCAAAAAGACACAGCACUGGCAAAGCAGCAACGGAGAGCCAUGGCACAGCUUUUAGAGCAAGGCAAGGAAGAGAGCGCAAGGAUCCGUGUUGAGAACAUCAUCAGAUCUGACAUGAACACUGAGCUGCUGGAGAUAUUGGAGCUGUAUUGCGAGCUUCUCACAGCACGUGCUGGAUUACUCGAGCAGAGAGAAUGCGACCCUGGGCUAGAGGAAGCGGUGAAGAGUAUCAUCUAUGCCGCUCCAAAGAUUGAGGGUAUCAAAGAGCUCAGCAUGGUGCGGCAGCUACUGGCGGAGAAGUAUGGCAAGGACUUCGCGAUACAAGCGACCGAAAACAGCGAUGGGAAAGUGUCAGAACGGGUGGCCGGCCGGCUGAAGGUCGAGCCACCACCAAAGGAGCUAGUGGAGGCGUAUUUGUCCACCAUCGCGGAAGCGUAUGGCGUCGACUGGCCACCAGGCGCAAGGGCUAAGCGCGAGGCAGAGGAAGCAGGUAAUGACGAGGACGAAGAUGACAGUCCGUCCGGUGGCCAGAAAGUCAGAUCGCUGGAAGCACCAUUAACGACCGAUGAGCUCAGCCGGGCUACUCCUCCGCGGGACAUAGGUCCGAAGAGUCCAGUGUCCGUCGUGCCUCCUUCGCCUAGCACAGACAAUGUGCGUCCGAAAGUGAACCUACCUGGCCCGCCUGAUCUGAAACCGAGCAAGAAGAUGGUUGAUGCAAACAAGGCAAAGUCUAUGAAUGGCGAGAAGAAGGACGGCGGUCCUGGCGGUAAGAUUCCAGAUGUUGAUGAGCUUGCCAAGCGGUUUGCGGAGCUCAAGCGAUGAAAUCCCAUCGUCUCUGUAUUGGUCGAUCGUAUGACUUGCGAACGAUCCAUCCAUGGGCACGAAACCCACGCUAUGAAGUGGGCCGGCUUGAUCAACCAUGACGGCAAUAUCAGUAUGAACUCAACUGCGCGAAUGACAACGACGGCCGAGGUGCUGACUGCACAAGAUACCACGACCUUAGGG
Baudoinia panamericana UAMH 10762 is the source of this 1227-nucleotide messenger RNA. RefSeq lists its product as uncharacterized. Bases 148 to 1044 code for a protein of 298 amino acids. Gene Ontology annotation, biological process: protein transport. The transcript has a single exon. The record is from RefSeq and is a predicted model, not a curated record. Lineage: Eukaryota; Fungi; Ascomycota; Dothideomycetes; Mycosphaerellales; Teratosphaeriaceae.